Melospiza melodia melodia is the source of this 657-nucleotide messenger RNA. It is a transcript of the gene PPP1R14B, whose product is annotated as protein phosphatase 1 regulatory inhibitor subunit 14B. The transcript has 4 exons. Gene Ontology annotation, biological process: innate immune response; regulation of phosphorylation. Gene Ontology annotation, cellular component: cytoplasm. The record is from RefSeq and is a predicted model, not a curated record. Bases 1 to 456 code for a protein of 151 amino acids. NCBI's taxonomy places the organism in Eukaryota, Metazoa, Chordata, Aves, Passeriformes, Passerellidae. Gene Ontology annotation, molecular function: protein serine/threonine phosphatase inhibitor activity.
AUGGCGGAGCCGCGCGGCGGCCCCGGGCCCCCGGUGCCGGUCUCGGUGCCGGUGCCGGUUCCGGUUCCGGUGCCCGGCGGAGCCGCCCCCGCGCAGGGCGGGCCCCGCGUCUGCUUCGCGCCCGCGGCGGCGGCGGCGGCGGCACCGGAGGAGGGCCCGGGGCGGGGCCGCGGGAAGGUCACGGUGCGCUACGACCGCCGCGAGCUCCGCAAGCGCCUCCACCUCGAGGAGUGGAUCCUGGGGCAGCUCACGGCGCUCUACGACUGCCCGGAGGAGGAGAUCCCAGAGCUGGAGAUCGACGUGGACGAGCUGCUGGACAUGGAGAGCGACGGCGCCCGCAGCGCCCGCGUGCAGGAGAUCCUCGUGGACUGUUACAAACCCACCGAGGCGUUUGUGGGGGAUCUCCUGGAGAAGAUUCGGGGGAUGCAGAAACUCAACACGCCCCAGAAGAAAUGACCCCAAAACUGGGGGAAUUCCCCCCAAAAUCCAGGGGAGCCCCCAGACCUCGGGGGGACCCCCCAAAUCCCACCCCCGCCCCGAUUUUGGGGGGACUCCUCCAUUUUUGGGGUCCCCCCCUGCAAUGAUAAUCACCCCCCCCCUCCCCCACUGGUUUUGGGGGGUCCUGGGAGGGAUUUUGGGGGGAAUUUGGGGGUUUUC